Messenger RNA from Lizanozyma spartinae, 2103 nucleotides. RefSeq lists its product as uncharacterized. The record is from RefSeq and is a predicted model, not a curated record. Bases 1 to 2103 code for a protein of 700 amino acids. NCBI's taxonomy places the organism in Eukaryota, Fungi, Ascomycota, Pichiomycetes, Serinales, Debaryomycetaceae. The transcript has a single exon.
AUGCAUCCUCAACAACAACAUUCUCAAAUGACAUCAACAGCAACUCUUCAAAUGUCUCCUGGUGCUUCGGUGCCCUUGCCAGUUACUCAUACACCUCACCAUGGACAGCUGGCUUAUUCAAUGGCUUCUGUACCUCCUCCUUUACCUAUGGGUAGUGCAGCAUCAUCUGCUUCCACAACAAGUGCCUAUCAUCAGUCACAUAUACAUUACAGAACAGCUGCAGGAUCCCCACCAUCCAAUGGUGGUCCUACUAUUGCCGCUGGGGCCACUUCUGCCACUACUUCUGGUUCUGCUGCUGGUGUCGGUGUGCCUGCUGGAGGUCCUGUCACAUUUGCUGCUAAUACAGGUAUUGGUAUUCAUCUUGGAAAUGCCGUUAUCGGUGCCACUACUACCGACAUAGGGAAUGUUUCCUUUGAUCUCACAAAUGGCUAUCAACAGUUACAACAACAGCAACAACUACAACAGCUGCAACAACUGAGACACCAGCAACAACUGAGACAACAACAACAACAACAACAGCAUCACCAGCAUCAUCAACAACAAGAUCAGCAACAGCAACAACAAAGGUUGCUCCAAAACCAGUUCCAAUAUACUCCUGUUUCAUUCCAGCUUGCCAACGUUACACAACAAUUCAACAGCUCAAUUAAUGCAAUAGCACCAAGAUCACAACUGCUGAACAUUCAACUGCAACCACUGCAACAACAACAACAGCAGCAGCAGCUGCUGCUGCAUCACCAAUACCCAAACCAGCAACAGCAACUCCAAAAUCAGCACCAACAUCAACAUCAACUUCCACACCAACAUCAACACCAACUUCAAUUUCAACUUCAGCAUCAAUAUCAACAGCUGCCUCUACAACAAGAACUGCCACAUGCACAGCAUGUAAAUACACACCCUAAUCAAUUUCUUGCAGAGCAACCCCACCAUCAACAUCAACAAUCCCAACGGCAACCUCAUCAACAUCCUUUCGAGCAGCAACAUGAUCCAGCCGCUCAUCAAACCCGACAGCAACUGCCGCAAUAUCUGCAACAGCCACAGAAACAUGACCAGCGUCAACAUCAACUGCAGAAACAAUCCCAACAGAGUUUGAACCCACGCCAUAUUACUCAAAUCAACCCCCAAGAUUUAAAUCCACAGCAAAUUAAUCCUCAACAGAUUAACCAGUUCAAUCAUUCAUUAGAGUUAAAUUCCCAACAAAUCAUUCCCCAAAUAAGUGCACUGGAUGUUAGCCCCCAACAAGUGAAUUCUUCUCAAGUUAAAGGUCAACCACAGAAUUCCAAACCUCAACAAGUGAAUGCAAAGCAAAUCAACCCUCAACAGGUUUAUAAUUCUUUACAAGGAGUCUCGUCUCCAAAUUUGGACAUACAACAUGUACAUCUACUGCCACAAUUUCAGAAUGGACACCCUCACCAAUCGCCAUCUAUGCAACAUCAACGGGUGAAGAAAGGCACGCAGACAGGAACGAAAAGAGGAGCAUCCAAGAGUCUGCUGAAGAAGCCACCACAAAAUGAAGUUGCUGCUCAUGAGACUCAAUCCCAAUCAACAUCAUCUGAAGCACAACAAACACCCAAACCAUCGCCUCCAGUUCCUGAAGGAACAAAGAAAAGAGGAAGACCAAAAAAGUAUCUUUUUGAUACAACUUUAAAUAUUUAUAUUGAUUCACUGCAUCCAAACUUUAAGGAAUUGAACAAAAUUGCAAAGAGUGAAGCAGCAGCAGCUUCGGCUAGUAGCAAUAUCGACGGGGGAGGAGAUGGCUUUGAAGGGCUGGUUUCUGGGAAAGGUAAAAAGUCUAAAUCCAACGGAGAUGGGUCGCCUGGUAUGGGAGCUAUUAUUGCCGAUGCUGCACCACAACUUCGUGCUGGAUUGGCCCGUUUAUGUGAUCAACCUCCGUAUUUACGGUCACUUGAAGAUGAUGCUGUGAAACAAUUAAUUCAAAAGAAAGACCGUCGUGGUCGCCCUAGAAAGUUCCCAAUUGAGGAAACAGGUAUAACUAUCAAGGGUAUUCGUGUGAAUGGUCGUGGUAGACUGACCAAACAACUGUCAGACCUAACAAAGGAUAUUGAACAUCCAGAAAUAGGUCAUGUUGGUAUGCCAUACAAUUAA